Molecule: messenger RNA, 1669 nt
Organism: Pelagomonas calceolata
Lineage: Eukaryota; Pelagophyceae; Pelagomonadales; Pelagomonadaceae
Source: the annotation of a GenBank genome assembly
GUGCUCGCAACCUACAGCCUUAACGCUGCCGUUCGCCCAGCAUACCAUGCAGUAGGGCCCGUCACUCGCAUACGAGGCUGCCCCAGCAGCAAUGCGCGCCGUCGCGAGGGCUAUCGUGUCGCGAACGAAAAGCAAUGUCGAACCUAUUUACAAGAAACAGCCAAAACUCGUGGUCGGCGCGCUCGCUCUCGUCGCAGGAGUCAUAUGGCUGGCGGGGCAGAGUGCCGGCGGCGCCGGGGCCGGUGGAGCUGCUGGCGAUAUCGGAAUCUGCUGGCUGAGGACUGGGAUCAACGCCAGCAACGCUGCGCACGAGCUGUCCGCCGUCGCCGUCGCGGCGGCCACGCUGCGGCGCUACGACGCGUCGAUGGCGCGCUGCCUCUACGUCGACAUCGACGCGGACACAGCGCGAAAUGCGCUGGACGCGCUCGCGAAACGGCUGGGCGAGAAGCCGAAUCUCGUACCGCGCGUACUGCCCGCGCCGAGGCUCUCGGCCAAGCGCCUCGCCGCCGCAAUUGCUGCCUUCGACGAGGACGCGGGCCGUCGACUCGCCUCUCGCGCGAGCCGGAUCCUCGCAAUGGCGGCGCCGCCGUUCGGCUCUACGCUAUUUCUGGAUGACGACGCGCUUCCCUGCGCCAGACACGCGAGCGAAACGCUCAGGCAGAUGAGCAAGGCCGCGGCCCAAGCCGAUGUCGACGUGGCCCUCGCUUCGGGCGCCCACGCGCGAGGCGCGUUCGGCGCUGGCGGAGCCGGUGCGGCCGCGUCCUCCGCUGCAGCUGCCGCGGCGGCGCGCUGCGCCUCUGUGUGCGGGGCUAAUGACUUCGGAGAUGAUGGGGACGACGGUGGUUUCGACCGCGACGCCCCCGGCGCCUGCGACGCGUGCCAGCUCGCCGCUCGAGCCGCCGCCCGCGACAGAUGCGCGGGCCUAUCUGCGGCGCCGCGAACGGGCGCAAUAUUCGCGAGGCGUACGGAAGGGACCGCGGCAUUCGCAAAGGACUGGUUAGGGGCGCUCUUGGACGGCAGCGCGCCGAAACCCCGACGGCCGCAGGACGUCGGCCGCUCGGCGCCGGCCUUAAUAGCGCUGCUCGCGAGGGCGUGUGGUCCGAACGCCACUCGAACAAAGAAGCCGCCCGCGUGGCAGCUCGGCCGCUUGCCGGCGGCCUGGGACGUGUCCGCUGCACAGGAAUCGGCUGCCGCUGUACGUGGUGGAUUCGUUGUUUUGCACGCCGCUCAUAUCACGACGUUGGUUGAACCACCAGAGAGAGCUCUCCGCGUUGCGAGAUCUGCGUGCCGCACGGCACUCAAUGGGACGACCGCCUGGCGACUCGUUGCGGCGCCCAAUGGCGCCGCCGCGCGCGAUCUGGCAAAAUUAAGGUGUACGGAGGACGCCGACGGCCUCGUCAUCACUGGUGUACCGGGAGGUGGCGCCGACGGCGGCCGCCACGCCGUCGACGUUGCGCGCACCGCCGCCGGCCGCGCGUUCGAGCUCCUCUGGGCGCGGACGCGGUCCCCGGACUGCCCGCCGCCGGAGGAUACGUCGUUUCCUGGGCUCGUGAAGCAUCCGGCGCCGAGCUAGGUAUACCUUGCCCUCCGGGUGUGGUUAUGUGUUGGAGUUUCUCGUAAAGUAAAUUACACGUUGGGGACGGGGGACUUGACGGGGGGACGCUAUUGU